Molecule: messenger RNA, 523 nt
Organism: Rubroshorea leprosula
Lineage: Eukaryota; Viridiplantae; Streptophyta; Magnoliopsida; Malvales; Dipterocarpaceae
Source: the annotation of a GenBank genome assembly
UUGAACUCAAAUUGGCAACCUGUUCAGAAACAAUUUUCAAGCAAAAAAACUCACCUUUCCAACAAAAAAAUUAUUUCAAAUUGCUUUGGAUAAAAUAAGAAACUAAGAUAAAUACAUUCAAAAUAAAAAAAAGAAAAAAAAAUGAUCAGAACCCAGAAUGCUGGGUUCCGCACAGGAACCCAGAAUCUGGGUUUGGCGCAAGAACCCAGAUCUGGGUUCCUCGUAAGAACCCAGAAUUGGGUUCCCGACGAGGAACCCAGAAUUUGCGUUCCAUGCAGGAACCCAGAACUAGGUUCUCGGCGAGGAAUCGCAAGAGGAGAAAAGGAGAAGAGGAUGGUGAAGAUGGAGGAUGGAGAAGAUGAUUCUGAGGAUGAUGGGGAAAGAAAAAGAUGAAGAAAUGCCACAUCAUCAAAAAAAAAAAAAGUCCAGGUUCAUGUCAUUGUUUGGUACUAUGUAUUACAAAUUUUUAUUGAUUUUACUGUAGUAUUGCAUCCAUUUGUGUAAAAAAAUUAUGCCAUGUCAU